Molecule: messenger RNA, 2288 nt
Organism: Microplitis demolitor
Lineage: Eukaryota; Metazoa; Arthropoda; Insecta; Hymenoptera; Braconidae
Product: LIRP
Exons: 3
Coding region: 1081-1473 (130 amino acids)
Cellular component (GO): extracellular region
Molecular function (GO): hormone activity
Source: RefSeq, a predicted model, not a curated record
AUGUCUGACAAGUUAUUUACACAGUAAUAUUAAUGAAAACAAUAACAAUAAUAAUUGUUGUUGUUGUUAUUAAUAUGAUUAAUACAAAGUAAAGCCAAUAAGAGGUCUAAGAGAUAAAUUAUCGUAGCCACUGAUAACCGUGUUUUCCUCGUAAAGAUUGCACAUCAUUUAACAUAUAUAUACAUAUAUAUAUAUAUACAUAUAUAAAUAGCAAAUUCAUUCAUUUAUUUCAUUUUAUGACUUGUACUUAUAUCUAUAUUUAGAAUGAAAAUAUUUCCACACUAAUAAGUACAAGUCCAAGUAUAUAUAUGUUAAUAAAUCUAGAUACAUAAUAAGUAUAAAAACAGUAAAUGACUCGGAAGAUUAAAAAUCAAGCAAUAAGAUAGGGAUUAUUCAACCGAUCGACUUGCAGUAUCUAUAUUUAGACAUUCUAAAAAUAAAAAUCGGGUAAGAGCAACUUCACGUUUGGCUGGUUAAUCGGUGAAGGACCUUUAUACGUGUCCUUAUCAAGGAAUUCGGCUCUUGCUCAGUGUACCGGGUUUUAAGCAGCAAGAGCGGGGCUGGAGCUGGAUCUGAAGCUUCAGCAAGAGAAGUAACUAAAUUGAAGUGAGGGUUGAGACGGGGAACUUGAACCUGGGAUGAACGAGGACAGGAAUAUGUUUUGAAUAAUAAAAUUAAAGUGAGAUAAGGUUGAAUAUGUAUUAUAAGGAAAGGACGACGUGAGUUCCUGGUCAUGGGUGGCGAUGGUGGUGGUGAUGAUAAUGCAGAGGCGUGUGUAUGGUUGACUGGGUUCCCUAUCAUACGAAUGUGUAUCGUCGUGUAUGCCGGCAUUAGCCAAGCCAUUAACAAACUUGACAUGCACCCGGGAAAACAUGUUUAAUGAGCACGUCUUAGUUGUUCAGCAUAAACGCUUGUCCGUUCAUUCCUUCAUUCGUUCACAGUUCCCCUUGAGUACUUAUAAAACCCCGUGAAACCUUUUGCAGACCAACACUAGUCCUUCGAGCAUCCUGCCGUAAUCAUCACCGUACUUACCACCAAAAUAACACUUACAAGGUUCUCUUAUCGAUCAUUAUCAAUACGAUGUCCACGUAUCGGUGUAACGUUACUGCAAUUUUGCUGGUCGUGGGAUUACUAGUAAUUAAUUUUACAAAAGGGCAAUCUGAUAAUUUUCCAUAUGGAGAAAAACGUCAAGAGGGCAGUGCAACACAUUACUGUGGAAAACGUCUGUCAAAUGCCUUGCAAUUAUUUUGUAAUGGUGUUUACAAUUCAAUGUUCAAAAAAAGUGGAUUAGAAAUGGAAAUGGACGAUUAUCCAUAUGCAUACGAUUAUCCAUUAAGAUCACGAGCAAGCGCUAAUGCAAUGAUGGGACGAUUUGGAGGCGCGAGAUUUAGACGAGAAUCACGUGGUGUACAUGACGAGUGUUGUGUUAAGCCAUGUUCUAUUCCAGAAUUAAUGAGCUAUUGUGGUAAUUAAAUUAAAAAAUAAUAAUUGAUACGGAAGAAGUUCAUCAUCUUUCACAUCAUUGCUGUCGUCACGUAACAUCUAUUAUAUAUAUACAUAUACAUAUAUAUAAUUUUUUUUUAGUCGAAAAAUAAUAAUUUAAAAUUAGGGUAAAAUACUCAGUUCCCGCCAUUUAAUUUAAAAAAAAAUUUUUUACCAAAAAAACCCGAAAUUUAGAAAUAAAUUCUACAGUUGAAAAAAAUUCAGAGUAAAUUGAAAAUUUUUAUCAGCGAAGUUAAUUUUGGAUUAAUUAGAAUUUUCAAAUCAUAUUCAAAUCUAUCGGAAUUUAUGUUUUCUAUAAAUUUAUGUUCAAUUUUCUUAAUUUCAAUGCAAAGUCAUAAAUAAGUAAUUAACUUAUUAAAAAUUUUUACUUUCCGUGGAAUUUUUUUAUGAAUAAUAUAAAUAAAAUUUUUUUUUGUAUUAUUUUUACUAUUUUACAGAUGAUCUUUAAUUAAAAAAAAAAAAAAGUAAUUAUUAAACUUUCAAUAAUUUAAAAUUUGCUCACUAAAUAAAAUUUAUCAGAUAAUUAUUUCUGCGUACAGAGUUGGAUACUGAUAGAAAAAUGGCAAUCGGGUAUCUUACCGUAAGAAUUAUAAUUUAUGAUAAUAAUAAAUAAAUGACAUGACGAUAAGCGAAAGAUCUCAAUCAAUAAGCUAAUAAUUUAAAAAUUGCUCUAUUUACGUCCAUAGCUAGUCUAAUUAUUCUGCUCUCUUUCUUUAAUUUAAACCUCUCAUAUUUUAUAAUUUACAAUUAAUUAUGGUUUAACUAAAUUAUAUAUUAUAUUAAAU